Oppia nitens is the source of this 1007-nucleotide messenger RNA. RefSeq names its product THO complex subunit 4-like. The record is from RefSeq and is a predicted model, not a curated record. Gene Ontology annotation, molecular function: mRNA binding. The coding region runs from base 194 to 976 and encodes 260 amino acids. Lineage: Eukaryota; Metazoa; Arthropoda; Arachnida; Sarcoptiformes; Oppiidae. Gene Ontology annotation, biological process: mRNA export from nucleus. The transcript is spliced from 3 exons. Gene Ontology annotation, cellular component: nucleus.
CAUUUUACUAAUCGUUUUAAAAAUAAAACUAAAAAUUUAAAAUUCAAUUGAUUUUAUUUGUGUGUUUUAAAUAUAACGAAAAAAAUUAAAACAUAUUAUUAUUAUUACAAAGUGAAGAAGAAGUUGAAGACAAAGACCACAAUACCGACAGAUAUAUUACGGCUAUCAUUACCGGACACACAACAGGACAACAAUGGCCGACAAGAUUGACAUGUCGUUGGACGACAUUAUCAAACGCGACCGAAUCGGUGGCGGAAAUCGACGCCGAGGUGCUGGCGGAGGAACAGGAGGUGGUCCGAGAGGUGGUCGAGGACGCGGUGGUGGUCGCGGUCGAGGCGCUGGCGGACGAUCUAAUAGUAGUAAUCUGAAUGGUAUACAACAAAAAUCGCGGCCACAGUUUCGCCGAUCAUUUGGCGGAAACAGUGGCGGUGGCGGUGGUGGCGGACGACAAGGAGUUAAGCGCCAAUCGGUCGGCGGCGGAGGAGGUGGCCAGUCGUGGUCGAUGCCGUUAUCGCCGCGAACGGCACGCCUGCACGUAUCCAAUCUGGCCUAUACGGUAACCGAUGACGACCUAUACGAACUGUUUGCCAGUUUUGGACCGCUCAAAAAGUGGACAGUUCAUUAUGACCAAUCUGGCCGAUCGCUGGGUACCGCCGAACUGUUGUUCGAACAGAAGUUCGACGCCGUACAGGCACUCGACCAGUAUAACGGAGUUCCACUCGACGGACGUCCUAUGAGAAUACGGGUUAUUGGCGCCAAACUUACCGACGAUGUAGUAACCACUCCGCGCAACAAUAACAAGAACAGCAGCGGUGGUGGUGGCGGUGGCGGCGGUUUUAAUAGAGGACGCGGAGGUCGUAGAGGUGGUCGUGGAGGAGGAGGAGGUGGUGGUGGCGCCGGCGGUCGGACCAAAAUAAUCGUAACGCAAGAAGAGUUGGACAAUGAUCUGGACUCGUGGCGAAUGGAAACCGAAUAAUAAUAAUAAUAUUAUUAUUAACUAUUACUAG